Molecule: messenger RNA, 2823 nt
Organism: Aptenodytes forsteri (emperor penguin)
Lineage: Eukaryota; Metazoa; Chordata; Aves; Sphenisciformes; Spheniscidae
Gene: GPRC6A
Product: G protein-coupled receptor class C group 6 member A
Exons: 7
Coding region: 1-2823 (940 amino acids)
Biological process (GO): G protein-coupled receptor signaling pathway
Cellular component (GO): membrane
Molecular function (GO): G protein-coupled receptor activity
Source: RefSeq, a predicted model, not a curated record
AUGGCAUUUGCUAGCUUUUUGAUCCCCUGCUUUGUGAUCGGCACUGAUAUCGCUUUCUCUUGCCAGAAUACUGAUGACUUCGUGGGCGCCAGUUCUCCGGGGGACAUUGUUAUUGGAGGCUUGUUUGCAGUUCAUAGCGAAAUGCUGCAUCCAGAAGAAUAUCCCAUCAAGCCAGUAAUUCAGAAUUGCGCUGGCUUUGAAAUUCAAAUUUUUCUUCAGACACUUGCAAUGAUACAUGCUAUUGAAAUGAUCAACAAUUCAACACUCUUAUCUGGAGUUACUCUGGGCUACGAAAUCUAUGACACAUGUGCAGAAGUUACAAAAGCCAUGGCUUCUGCUCUGAGGUUCCUGGCUAAAUUCAAUUCUUCGAAGGACGUUGUAGAGUUCAAGUGUAACUACUCAGACUACGUCCCGAGAAUUAAAGCAGUCACUGGAGCCAGCUACUCGGAGGUGUCAAUGGCAGUUUCAAGGCUGCUGGCUUUGCAACUAAUCCCACAGGAGGUAAUUAUGACCUCCAGCUCUACCACGGGAACAAUAGUCAGUCCUGCAUCAUCAGCUGAAAUCCUCAGUGACAAAAUCCGGUUUCCUUCUUUCUUCAGGACUAUCCCCAGUGAUUUCCAUCAGACAAGAGCAAUGGCCCAUUUGAUCUGUGAGUCUGGGUGGAAUUGGAUUGGAGUAAUAGCCACUGAUGAUGACAACGGGCGCUUUGCUCUGGAGAGCUUUGGGGUCCAGGCCAUGGCAAACAACGUUUGCAUAGCUUUUAAAGAAAUGCUGCCUGCCUAUCUCUCUGACAACACCUUUCAAACCAAAGUUGAUCACGCAAUUGAGAAGAUUGUCAAGGAAACCAGAGUAAAUGUUAUUGUUGUCUUUAUGAGACAGUUCCACGUGCUCAAACUAUUUAAGAAGGCAGUUGAGAGGAAUGUAAAUAAAAUCUGGAUUGCAAGUGAUAAUUGGUCAGCUGCAGUCAAAAUCAGUACAAUUCCCAAUAUCAGACAGCUGGGGACCAUUGUGGGAUUUGGAUUUAAAAGCGGAGACAUCUCCACAUUCCAAGACUUUCUGAGAAACCUUCAUGAAAAGCCCACUGACAACAACAAGUUUUUACAUGAAUAUAUUAUGCUUUUGUCAGUCUGUGCACACCUGGAAUACCACGAUUUUCAAAUGUGCAUUUCAAACCAGUCCCAGGAUGAUCUAUUGCAAAAUGUUGAAAAUAAACAUCAGAUCUGGAGAGAUGGUUUUUUGAAUGCUAACAUUGAACCAGGAUUUAUCCAUAGUACUAUACUUGCAGUCUAUGCCAUUGCUCACGCCAUUAAGGGGCAAUGCAAAGACAGAAACUGCAAGGAUCCCUCUGCCUUUACUCCCUGGGAGCUCCUUGAAGAACUUAAAAAAGUUACAGUCAUUGAUGAUGAUAAAGAAAUCAAGUUUGACUCCAAUGGAGAUAUGAGCACCAGUUAUGAUGUACUUCUUUGGAAAGAAAUUGAUGGCCACGUGGAAAUCACCACUAUGGCAGAAUAUGACCCAGAGAAAGGUGACUUCAUCUUUGAGGAUGAGGAGAAAAAAAAAGAAUUUCUGGAUUUAAAGAAGGUUCAGUCAACAUGCUCCCAGCACUGCAGGCCAGGACAGAUGAAAAAGGUUACAGAAAGUCCACACACAUGCUGCUAUGAGUGUGUUUACUGCCCAGAAAACCAUUACAGCAAUCAAACAGAUAUGGAUUACUGCUACCGAUGUAACAACAAAACCUACUGGGCUCCCGCCAACAGUACCACGUGCUACAGAAAGACAAUCCAUUUCCUCGCCUGGACUGACUGGUUUGCUAUUUUCCUCCUCCUCCUCUCCGCUUUUGGGGUUGUGUUGGUUUUGUCAAUUAGUGUCAUAUUUACUAGAAACUUGAACACACCGGUUGUGAAGGCAUCUGGAGGUCUAACCGUCUGCUACAUUAUUCUCUUCAGCCACUUCUUAAUUUUUUUAAGCACCGUCUUCUUCGUAGAUGAACCCACAGAAUUCAAGUGUAAAACUAGGCAAGCCCUCUUCGGCAUAAGUUUUGCACUCUGCAUUUCAUGUAUUUUAAUAAAGUCACUAAAAAUUUUACUAGCCUUCAGCUUUGAUCCCAAGCUGCAGAAUUUCCUGAAAUGCUUAUAUAAACCUGUUCCCACCGUGGUCACCUGCACUGGAAUUCAAGUUAUCAUUUGCACCUUCUGGCUAAUAUUCAGGACACCUUUUGUAAAGCAAAAUUUCUCAAUCCCAAGAGCAAUAAUUCUGGAGUGCAAUGAGGGCUCUAUUGUGGCUUUUGGGAUUAUGUUGGGCUACAUCGCUGCCCUAGCCUUCAUUUGCUUCAUAUUUGCCUUUAAAGGUAGGAAGUUACCAGAGAACUACAAUGAAGCUAAAUUCAUCACCUUUGGCAUGCUAAUUUACUUUAUAGCGUGGAUUGUAUUUAUCCCUGUCUAUGCAACUACAUUUGGCAAAUACCUGCCGGCAGUGGAAAUCAUCGUUGUUUUAAUAUCCAAUUAUGGAAUCCUCUGCUGCACUUUUCUUCCAAAGUGCUAUAUCAUCAUUUACAAGCAAGAAACAAACACAAAAUCUGCCUUUCUCAAAACGAUUUACACGUAUUCCUCCAAGAGCGCAGGCAGCGUUGCUGUUAGUCAGAUUUCUUUGGAUUCAAAGUCUUCCAGCUCCCGAGCUACUAUCUCAGACUCAUGUAAAUCUGAGAAAAACUCUGUGAAUGGAAACUGCCAUUUCCAAGUGCCUGGGCAGAGGCUAAUAAAAGGGGAAGUUCUUCCUAAAAAUACUGCUAGGACUGUGGCCAGGAAAAGACUCUCCAGCAUAUGA